Messenger RNA from Penaeus vannamei (Pacific white shrimp), 3970 nucleotides. Lineage: Eukaryota; Metazoa; Arthropoda; Malacostraca; Decapoda; Penaeidae. The record is from RefSeq and is a predicted model, not a curated record.
CUGGCCGCGGCUCACCAGGCAGUGUUGUGGUGGACGCGGUGUGGAGAGCACAUGUGAACGUUCGUCCCGCGCGCACUCACGCCCGCGCCCCGUGCUGGCCAAGCGACGCAUCUGUAGGCCUCUUGUGUAAUCAGAAAACAAACGGUCAUGUACCAGGUGUGGCGCACCUUUGGGAAGAAAUUUAUACCAUGUCGUUCUGUUGGCGUGUGAAUAAGUCGUAUGUGAUGAGGAUGGAUGAAUGAUGUAAACUUUUGUGUGAAACGAAAAGAAAAGUACUGUUUCGGUGAUGGAAACGGCCAAGUUGUAAGCUCAUUGUCAAAGAGCGUUAGACACUCGGUAGAAAAGUGCCUCUGAGGCUUAACGAGGAAGUGCUGCUGGUCAGCUGUCAGGAGUGCCACAGCCAGUUAUGUGGGGCCGCGGCACACCUAGCGGCCCUAGGACCCCUGGCCCUACGGUAGGAGGAGGCGAGGGCUCUCCUUCGGGCAGCAGGGCGUGGGCGGAGAAUUUCCCAGAGUGUGAGCCAAAUAAUCGCACGUGACCCGACGUGCCCUCGCCCACGAUGACGCUCAUCGUGCCCCCAGGGGAGGACCUCUUCGCCUCCGAUGGGGACAGUGGGUGUCUGGGCAGCUCCCCAGACGAGGGGGGAGAGGGAGGCCUGCAUGUCAGUGAGAGCUCGCAGGUAUUCCUCAAGGAGCUGAAGCGGGUCUCGCUGACAGACGAAGUGCCUCCUGCCCCAAACGGACAGGAUGUGCCCGUGACCACAGGCGAGCAGGACGCGUCCCCUCCCUCCAAGGGCCAGGCCACGCCCCCCACCCGAGAGGGGAAGGAUACUAAUGGAGUAAAGAGUGAUAGCGAAAGUGUGCAAUACCAAAGCCGUGUGUACAAUGGAUCGUGCCACAUACCGGACGGAAGUUGCGUACGUGAUAGUGAACACAAGCUAAUCAAAGUGGGCGUGGAGGGCACAUGCCCGCCCACGCCUCGCCCGGUGGUAUACGAGUCCCGUGUGAGCCUGGACGCCGCCCCCCAGUGCGCAAAUGGUGACCCCAGGUCGAAGCUGGAGGGGCCCGCGUUAGUGUCAGUGCCCAAGGUCCUCGUUGCCUCCCAAGUGAACUCGUGUCUGGAACAGGGCGCGCCUGACGCGGCCGUUCCUCUCGCAAGCCAAACAAAUGUGUCUGUGAUGCAGCUGGCCCUGCCCGCCUCCAACUCCGACGCCAGUGGCGACGUCGCCGAAGUCAGAGCCCGAGACCUGUCAGGGAAGCUGGAGGAAAGUGACGGUGUCGGGGAAGGCGGCGCGGCCAAGCCUUCCGGUGACGGCGGUGAUAAAACCAGUGAUAAAGCUAGUGAUGUAAUAGGUAGGGAAGACAGUGGUAAGAGUGACUCGCCCAGUGAUUUAGGUGGUGAGAAUGGUAAAGGAGAGAUUAGCUCGGAAAACAAAGAGAAAAACAAUAACCAUUCUGGCAUAAGUGAUUUGACGAAAAUACGAGACUAUGUAAAUUUCGGAGAAAAGAUCUCAGAAGCCAAAUGCAAGCGUGACAGCCCAGACGAGCAACAGUUAUCCCCGAAGGCAAACAGGAAAGAUAUCGACAUUCACGCAGCCAAGCAGAAGAUAAAUCUCUUGAGACAGAACUUCCUCUCGUCGCUUUCCUCAGACGAUGGCAGUGACACCGCUGAUCCCCUCCUCUCCUCGCCCCCCGCUGGCCCUCCCACCCCCAUUCAGGGGGAGGAAGCAGAAGGAAGGCUUUGCUCCAAGAAGGGAGCGUCGGCGCCUUCUGAGACGAGGGCUGAGCCAGCUGAUGAGCGACCAGCUGGCAGCGUGGAUGCCGCCCAGCAGGAACGGGAGGAAAGCACACCGCAUGAGUCCGCACGUGACACCGCCCCGCCGGGUGAACCUUCUGUCGUCUCAGAAGAGGUCGCCGGGGAGCACAGCGCCACGCCGACGAAGGACCAGGUGGACCCUGCGACGACUCCCGAGGAAGGAGACGUACGCAGAAGUAUGGGUCAUAAUACUGAGAGCGAGACGGUUCCCAGCGCUGCGUGGAUGGGCCCCAAGUGCGGUAAGGGGAUCACCGAGUGUGAUAUUACACCCGGGACAAACCUGGAAGGUGGAACCACGGUAGACUCCACCGCUGUGGUCAACCUCCACCCCCAUUCGGCCCAACUGCCGCCAACGCCGCCCUCGUCCCCUCCAGGGGAGAAGUCCCACACUCGGCCGCCAUGCGUGAAAGGUCACUCUGCAAACUUAGUAAACAAGUUGAUGUACGAGUCCAGCAAGCAUCGGCGCGGAAACGAAGGUGAACAGACGGAGGAGGAGGAGGAGGUGAUGGUGUCAUCCUGCCCAAGCAUUUUACAGACGCCCCCCCACGUGGGAAGGGGCGAGGAGGCGGCUCGGCGGGCGGGGAGUGAGUGCGAGAGUCAACCCGCGCCCCCCCUGCCAGCACUUCCACUCGCGCAACCGCCUCGACAACAUGGAAAUCCACACGUGCAGCGCCCCUCCGCCAGCGCUCAUUGCGGAACGCAGGACCAGUUGUGUCACCAGCUCGCACUGUCACCCGGAGGAGGCGCGGGGGAGGACCGCACCCAAGGCGCCCACCACCUCUCUCCACCUCUCCUCCGGAGGGACCCGGGGGACCUGCAGGAGGAGGAGCACCAAGGAGGCCUCCUGGUGGCACUGACAGGGGAGGCUCCUUGUUGCAGCACCUACGACGUCAGGCUGACGCCCGACCACGCUCGGUUAGAAGGACGUUGCGGCAUAGAACCGUGUCAUUCUCGGCAGUGCUGUGUGGCGUCAGACAGUGCCGCAGUGACCAGCACCGGGCACUGCGCGAAACAGUGCGUCCAGAUCGAGCCCAACCCUCGCGGCGAGAGGCAGCCCUCCUGCGCCUGCCCGAGACCAGGGCUGAGAACUACCUCAUUAGGCCCCAAGCAGAACUUGGUGUCCUCGUGUGGCUCGCGGCGGUGCAGCGGGUGCAGUGCCAGUGACAGUGAGAAUGCGCUGGAGAGACCCUCGUGCUGCAACGAGAUCUCGUGUCUCCAUUACCUCAACCUUGAGCCCGGAGAUUUGUUAGACAGUGACGCAGAAUAUGAUAUCGAACGAAAAAACAGACUGAGAGCAGCGUGUGAGGACAUCGCGCGGGCACUCAACACCCUUCCACCCCCGCAGCCCCCGGACUAUCCUCCGCCACCCAGGGGCAUCUCCAGCUUCUCCAGGAGCCACGCGCCGGCCCCUCAGUAUCGAGACCAGCAAGUGGAGGCUCACCUUUCCGAUUCGGAGGACCAGCAGGGCGUCGACAGCCUCCAUGUGCACAUGAGGAGCCGUGGCACCAGCACGGCAUCCGAUGAGGAGCGACGGAGCAGCGUGUACGACAACUGCGGGAUGGACGGGGGCAUGUGUGAGUGUGGGCAAUGUCACGCCAGCGACGUAGAAGACUACACGCGCGUCCCUCCGCGUCUUCCCGCCAGCGCCCGCAAGCGGAAUCGCGGCCGCAAGGAAACGGACCGUUCCAGCUGCGGUAGUGAACGGGACGCAAGCGACCGCGAGCUCGAGGACGAGGGUUUCCGCACGGACGCCGGGGAAGGGUGUCGCACGGACGAGUUCGAAGUGUGCACGACGUCCGACGACAACGAUUACGACGACGAUUACUGUCAGACUGACGACUGCGGGGAGGAGUGUGACUAUUGCAGUGGUGAUGACGCCGAGGACGAGGACGAGGGCACGUGCUACAUGUGCAAGCAGAGCCAGCUCAUAUCCCCCGCGUGCAAGCAUCCGGGCGUCAUAACGAAUGGAAUCCUCAAGUCCCUGAGCGGGCGGAGGGCGAGCGAGAAGGAAGCAGUGCGCGUGCCCCGACAGAGGUCGCUGGCGCAGGCCCAUUCACCGGCGCCAGCUCACGCGGCAGGGGCUCGGCGCCAUCCGGGAGUCAAGCAUCACCAGUGACGAAUUGGCCGAAUCGGAGGAGGAACGCUCUUACGAUGG